CCGGUGAGCACAUUAGCACACGGAGAGAAGGAAACAAGAGGAGCACGCACGCACAGCCAUGUCCCUGCUGCUCAUGAUCCUCUUGCUUUCCUCCACAGCUGCGGCGGCGGCGCAGGCCGGCACGAACCCAGGCAAGAUCGCGAGGAGUCAGUUCCCCGGGGACUUCCUCUUCGGCACGGCCUCUUCAGCCUACCAGUAUGAAGGUGCUGUGAGGGAAGGCGGCAGAGGACCCAGCAUCUGGGACGCCUUCACUCACGAUCACCCAGAAAAGAUAGCAAAUGAAAGCAAUGGAGAUGUAGCAAUAGACUCCUACCACCGGUACAAGGACGACGUCAACAUCAUGAAGGAUUUGGGCUUUAAGGCCUAUAGAUUUUCUCUUUCUUGGUCACGAAUUCUGCCUAGUGGGAAAUUGUGUGGAGGGGUCAACAUGGAAGGAAUCAAUUACUACAACAAUCUCAUCGAUAAACUCAUUUCGGAAGGUAUUAAACCAUUUGUUACCCUUUUUCACUGGGACUCCCCGCAAGUAUUAGAACAGCAGUACAGUGGUUUCUUAAGCCAGCUUAUUGUGGAAGAUUUCAAGGACUAUGCUAGCAUCUGCUUCAGGGAGUUUGGUGACAGGGUAAAGUACUGGAUAACAUUCAAUGAGCCUUGGAGUUUCAGUAUUGGUGGCUAUUCUAGUGGUACAUACGCACCUGGUAGAUGCUCGUCUUCGGCAAAGGCAGGGUGUAGCACGGGAGACUCGGGAAGGGAACCUUAUAUAGUAGCUCAUAAUCAACUUCUGGCUCAUGCAGCAGCGGUUCAAGUGUACAGAGACAAAUACCAGAUAGAGCAAAAAGGGAAGAUCGGCAUUACAAUAGUUAGUAAUUGGAUAAUUCCCUACUCAAAUUCCAAAGAAGAUAAGGAUGCUACCAAGCGUGCAUUGGACUUCAUGUAUGGAUGGUUCAUGGAUCCCUUAACCAAGGGACACUAUCCACUAAGCAUGGAAACACUAGUUGGUAACAGAUUACCGAAAUUCACAAAAGAGCAGGCAAGAGCUGUAAAAGGAUCAUUUGAUUUCAUUGGCCUCAAUUACUAUUCGGCAAGAUAUGCACAGAAUACCAAACACAGUAGCAAUAGUAAAGAAAGCUACAGUACUGAUUCACGAACUGAUCAAAGAGUGGAAAGAAAUGGAACAUACAUUGGGCCAAAGGCUGGCUCUUCUUGGCUCUACAUCUAUCCAAGAGGAAUAGAAGAGCUCUUGCUAUAUACCAAGAAGACAUACAACAACCCUACUAUCUACAUCACGGAAAAUGGUGUUGAUGAAAUUAACAAUGAAAACUUACCUCUUCAAGAAGCCUUAAUUGACAAUAAUAGAAUAGAAUUCUACCGGCAACACAUAUUCUUUGUUCAAAGAGCCCUAAGGCAAGGAGUUGACGUACGAGGAUACUUUGCAUGGUCGCUAUUUGACAACUUCGAGUGGAUUGAUGGUUAUAGUGUCCGGUUCGGUCUUAACUACAUCAACUACAAGGAUGGUCUGAAACGAUAUCCAAAGCGAUCCAGCCAAUGGUUUCAGAAGUUUCUUCGUCACUAAAAUUUGCAUUGUUGAAGCCCGACGUUUUUAUGUGGUAACAGUGUCAGCGUAAUGGAUACAUUCUACCGGGAUAGCUAACAGUCUGAGUGGCUCACUUGUAUCUAAUGUAGUAUGGGUAACUUGAUUGUAAUUGUCGGAACAUACUAGUAUUUCCAAUGUAACA
This is a messenger RNA of Hordeum vulgare subsp. vulgare (domesticated barley), 1733 nucleotides long. Its product is annotated as beta-glucosidase 24-like. The coding region runs from base 59 to 1570 and encodes 503 amino acids. The transcript is spliced from 13 exons. The record is from RefSeq and is a predicted model, not a curated record. Gene Ontology annotation, molecular function: beta-glucosidase activity. Gene Ontology annotation, biological process: carbohydrate metabolic process. Lineage: Eukaryota; Viridiplantae; Streptophyta; Magnoliopsida; Poales; Poaceae.